AGGCCAAGUAGCCAGUCAACUCACAGGACCAGGGUCAUUGUUGGACGCCUAAAUGUUACUAUGACUACUGAAACCUUGGUGACCAAACUAAACAGAAAGGAGAGCCUUCUCAGUGGCCUCAGAAACAUCAUGUCUAUAGAUAUGUCUGCGGAAAAAAUGACAAAAUUAGAAGAGGUAUGCAGAGUUGGAAGGAGGGUUGGAAGUUGGAGGAGUUUCCCUUGGUGUGGUUUCCAGAAUUUGCAAAGAGCCGUGGCACUUAAGAAGAUGGUCAACAGGUGGCAGAAUUCACAUACUCACUGUAUGUGGCAGAUGACAAUGAGCCAACGGAGAAACCUGUAUGCUACCCUAAGGAUGCAGGAUACUAUGGAACAGGAAUUAGCACUGUCCAACAAACAGCUGCUGAUGGUCCGUCAAGCUGCCUUACACCAGCUGUUUGAAAAGGAACAUCAGCAGUACCAGCAGGAGCUCAGUCAGAUGGGCAAAGCUUUCUAUGAGGAGAGACUCUGACACCACCUAAACACUGCUCUUCCCUCAUGCUGCCAACCCUUCUGGUCAGCGUGGGAUGUUGCAGUAUUGUAAGGGGAGAGAAUGCACAAUGGUUUGAUUUAACAAAUAAAGCAUACUCUUAAAAGUUGAGAUUUAGACCACAGAAUUUAUUUUCAGCCCCAAGUCUUGAUUUGUUCCUGGCUGCCAUAGUUUUACUUCCUAGAUUCUGAGCACUGCUUUUAUACUGGCUGGUCUUAUCAACUUGACACAAGCUAGAGUCAUCAGAGAGAAAGGAGCCUCAUUUGAAAAAAUGCCUCCAUGAGAUCCAGCUGUAAGGCAUUUUCUCAAUUAGUGAUCAAUAUGGGAGGGUCCAUCCAUGGUGAGUGGUGUCUUGCCUUGCCUGGUGGUCCUGGGUUCUAUAAGAAAGGCUGAGAAAGCCAUGGGAAGCAAGCCAGUAAGAAGCAGCUCUUACCUCCAACUUCCUGCCCUGUUUGAUGACUCCAUUUGUUGAUGAACAGCAUUGUGAAAGUGUAAACUUAAUAAACCCUUUCCAACUUGC
This is a messenger RNA of Phodopus roborovskii (desert hamster), 1045 nucleotides long. RefSeq names its product cilia and flagella associated protein 141 (gene Cfap141). The record is from RefSeq and is a predicted model, not a curated record. NCBI's taxonomy places the organism in Eukaryota, Metazoa, Chordata, Mammalia, Rodentia, Cricetidae. The transcript has 4 exons. Bases 61 to 507 code for a protein of 148 amino acids.